CAGGUGUUUUUCGAUGUGGAGAUCGAUGGCAAGGCCGCGGGGCGCAUCGUGAUGGGGCUGUACGGCAAGACCGUGCCCAAGACUGUUGAGAACUUCCGGGCGCUGUGCACCGGCGAGAAGGGGGUGGGCAAGAGCGGCAAGCCGCUGCACUACAAGGGCACCGUCUUCCACCGCAUCAUCCCAAGCUUCAUGCUGCAGUCUGGCGACUUCACGCGCGGCGACGGCACGGGCGGCGAGUCGAUCUACGGCGAGAAAUUUGAGGACGAGAACUUCAAGCUGCGCCACAAGAGCGCGGGGGUGCUGUCCAUGGCAAACGCGGGCAAGGACACCAACGGCUCUCAGUUCUUCAUCACGACCGUCAAGACCGCGUGGCUGGAUGGGCGUCACGUGGUGUUUGGCCGCGUGCUGGAGGGCAUGGAUGUGGUGUACAAGGUGGAGGCGGAGGGCAGCCAGAGCGGCACCCCCAAGUCCAAGGUCAUCAUCGCCGACUCGGGGGAGUUGCCCGUGGAGGCGGCGGCCGAGGCCUGA
Molecule: messenger RNA, 528 nt
Organism: Chlorella variabilis
Lineage: Eukaryota; Viridiplantae; Chlorophyta; Trebouxiophyceae; Chlorellales; Chlorellaceae
Exons: 7
Biological process (GO): protein peptidyl-prolyl isomerization
Cellular component (GO): intracellular membrane-bounded organelle
Molecular function (GO): peptidyl-prolyl cis-trans isomerase activity
Source: RefSeq, a predicted model, not a curated record